AUGGAAUAUACACAUCCAGUCUCGGAGCAAAAUCCUGUGGAUGUUGAUGCUCGCCUUUUAGGCCGCUCUUAUCGGCCGGGUGGGCCAGAAGUACCCUCUAGCGUGCAAGGGCGAUCUAAUCAAGGGGGCGACAACUUUCAUCUCGCCACCGGAAACAUUGGAGCUCCCGGGAAAAUGGUUGCCAAUGAACCAAAAGAGCGGAAACAUCUUGAAGCGACGUUGCAUGAAAAGGGACGACUUGCAUCUCACAUAGUUACAUCUCCCACGAUUAUGGAGAAAAAUGAUUCAUUGCCGAAUUUGGGAAUGAAGAUUUUGAGCCACGCGCGGAACGCAUCUUCGAGUCGCCGGGGAAAGGUCAUCAAGCUGACUGGAGAGGAUACGACUCGGGCGAGGGUUUUAGAUACCAGUUCAAUAACUACACCAGCAAGUACGGCGGACAGCAAGACGCGAUUUUCAAGAUCCUCAAUCCGCGAUAACAAAUCCGCGUCCGCAAGGGCAGCGGGACAAGGUAAAGCCGAACCGUCGCUAUUGAAGCCAGAGAAGUCAAAGAAAAAAGUUAAAGAACUCAUCACGCCGCUGGAGUAUGCCAAACUGUUGCAGGCGAAAUUGGCUGAGCGCGAGGCACAGGGUAAGAGAUCAACUAAGCCGUAUCUACGCGGGAAGAAGAUUUUCUAUUGCGGCGGAGAUAUGCAAUAUGCUAGCUCUGAAACGAGAGGACGGAUGGACUAUAUUAUUAGGCAUGGCGGAACCCUCGUCCCGGUUUUCGACCCUGCAGAGGUCACGCACAUUGUGACCGACGCUCAUGAGAAGUCGCUUCUUCGUGUUCUAGGUCUCCGAAAAUUGGGUGACAUUCCUGAACACAUUCCCACCGUUAAAUGGAGCUGGGUCCUCUCUGGGUUUGGUAGGAGAAACGGAGUUCGCCCGCGCCAGCCCAAGAGCGCAGAUAGAAGUGAUGAGAAGGGCACGACCGUGUGGCAAGAUGAUGAGAGCGAAGACGAAGUCAUGGAUUACGAAUUGAUGCAUGCGUCGUUCAAAGAGCGCUUGGACGCUGGACCUAGCCUGUGGCGAAAGACGGACCGCGGAAAACAUAAGGAAAAUCCAUUAAACCUUGAUCAUCCCACGAACCGCGGUAACCCCAGCGGGUCUCGGGGGCUGGGCGCUGCGGUCAACGGAGAUGCAACUAGCAAACUAAGCAGGAUCUCGGAAUUUACAUCGGACAAACUUAUAUCUCGCGAUUCUGUUGUGUACGCAGACAACACCUCACUCCCAUCCACGCCUCAGAUUCCUCGGUCCCCACUGGACGAGAAGGCCAAGCCUAAUCGACAAGAACGCUCGUUAGGACAUGUUGACGGUGGCGAGGAUGUUGACUCUCGUAUUUGUUCUGACCCACUCGCCGAGUUCUACGCUCAGGCUCGAGCCGAACGUUAUGCAGAACUGCAUGACCACAGUGUUGAUAGCGACUCCGACGGUGAAGACUCAAUCCAGAAGGCACCACCUCGUGCGAGCCACAAGGGCGAACAGAAGAGGGGCUUUCUGUGCGACGCUAAAGGAGCUCCAGAGCGCAUUCAAUGUAUCAAUCAAGAUGUAAUCGAUAAGCUAGAAGAGUUGAUGGAAAUCCAUAAGGCUAAGCCAAGCGAGGAAGAUCACUGGCGGGUUUUUAGUUAUGGGAAAGCUAUCAGAGCAUUACGGUCCCAUCCCACGAGAAUCAGAUCAUUCGAAGAGGCGCGGACUGUCAGAGGUGUUGGAGAUAAGACCGCCCGAAAGAUCAUGGAGAUACUGGAAACGGGAGAUUUGCGUCGCAUUGCGUAUGAGAGGACAGAUGAUGUCGGAGCAAUCAGCAUUCUGCAAGGAAUUUAUGGAGUAGGGAGAAAUAUCGCUCACAAGUGGUAUGCAAACGGAUGCAGGACAUUGGACGAUGUCCAAGCUAGAAUAGGCGGCAUCACGCUGACCAGCGCGCAAGAAACUGGAUUGAAGUAUUAUGACGACAUCAACUCCAGGAUGCCAAGAAAUGAAGCCGCCGAGAUAUUUACCAUGAUCAAAGCUGUGGCAGCUCUGGACAUUGACCCGAAGUUAUUCAUCGAGAUCAUGGGGAGCUAUAGAAGGGGGAAGGCAGAUUGUGGAGACAUCGAUAUUCUGAUCACACGUCCCACGGACGACGGAAAGACUCAUCAUGGUAAUAGUGUUCCUGCAUGUUUACACUAUCUUCUCACUUCGCUGCCUCAGGAGUACUACGACGCCUUCUACGGGAGCUGCGUGGACAAGGCAUUGUUACAGAAGAUCUAUGUCUUCCGGACUCAUUCGAUGAUCUUGAAGUAA
Fibroporia radiculosa is the source of this 2316-nucleotide messenger RNA. RefSeq lists its product as uncharacterized. Gene Ontology annotation, molecular function: DNA binding; DNA-directed DNA polymerase activity. Gene Ontology annotation, cellular component: nucleus. The record is from RefSeq and is a predicted model, not a curated record. Gene Ontology annotation, biological process: double-strand break repair via nonhomologous end joining. The coding region runs from base 1 to 2316 and encodes 771 amino acids. The transcript has 12 exons. NCBI's taxonomy places the organism in Eukaryota, Fungi, Basidiomycota, Agaricomycetes, Polyporales, Fibroporiaceae.